AUGCGCCAAUUUGCCAGUGCCUUUGGGAAUUCCUCUUUUGUGGCGAUUCGUAUGCCUACACGCACAGUCUCUGACUGCCCUUUUAUCGGUCUCCCACCUGUUCGUCUGGUCGGCUGUUUCUUGCACAACAAUUCCAAUCGCCUGUCCAAGCACAUUAAGUGGUCCAGUCGUGACGUAGUUGUGAAUAUCGAUGUGAAACGCUUUCUACCAUUUGAUGAUUACUCUUCUGUGCUGGAUAACAUCCUCCAUACAGAUAAAUCUUGCUCUCACCUCUCAGUGCGAACCAUAAAGGAAGUUAAGACGAUAGUCGCCUCCUCCUUCUCCUCCUCCUCCUCCUCCUCUGCCUUCACAGUGCUGCCCAAUUUAAGAUCGCCGCACUAUUUAGAGUUGGCUUGCUCCUUUGCCAACCCUCCUGGGAAGAAAAGCAUUGACGACUCCAUUCAUCUCCUGGGAGGGGGAUUGGUGGCGUUUGCCAAGUGA
Molecule: messenger RNA, 480 nt
Organism: Hydatigera taeniaeformis
Lineage: Eukaryota; Metazoa; Platyhelminthes; Cestoda; Cyclophyllidea; Taeniidae
Source: the annotation of a GenBank genome assembly